Paramuricea clavata is the source of this 2484-nucleotide messenger RNA. NCBI's taxonomy places the organism in Eukaryota, Metazoa, Cnidaria, Anthozoa, Malacalcyonacea, Plexauridae. The record is from the annotation of a GenBank genome assembly.
AUGGCAAGUCAACAGCGUCAGCAGCCUUUCUUCAGGACAACUGCAAACUCCUCCACAAAUUCUGGGACUUAUUUCUUAAAUUAUAACACAAACACGAAUAAAAAUGGAAACCAAGGAAACCAGUUGCAGCAAAGUGCGCCAGCUUCUCGUACAAACUUUUUCGCACCAAACAGUACGGUCUCAAGACAAAAGGAUAAAGGUAUAGUUCACAAUCAAUAGCUAUAUAAAUAUAUUAUAUAGCAUACAACAAACUAUAUAAAAAUAUACUAUAUAGCAUACAACAAACAGGCCAUGUUGUCACUUAAAGAUAUACAAACACGAGCCGAAGUCGAGUAGUUGUAAUAUAUCUUAUAAAAGAUGGACGCGAAUGCUGCAUAUAGGCCGUGGGCUGUUGGCCAAAAUUAUUUCGCUUCGUGGCACCCAUGUUGGUUUGGGGUUUAUUUGAAAGGCAUAUAGGUAGAUCACUACCAAAAAAAGUUCCCAAGCAAAAAAGUUGCCCAAUCCCGACAAAAUGAGUGAUCAAUGAUUAUCCUCUAUUAAAUUGUAUUACAGCAAAAAAAUGGGAAAUUCUGUAUACAAUUACAAUAAAAAUGACUUCCAUCAUCGGAAAACGUACAAAAAAACGCAUAUAAGACUUUUAAACAGUUUUUUGAUUUUUCAAAUAGUCUUGGAGUUAUUGCUGUUUUAAAUGCGAAAAUUGCACCAAAAUGUCGCAAUAAGGACUGGGUACUAGGUCAAAAACGCGUUUUUGACAGCGUAUAACUCGAAAACAAUUUUAGAUAUAAAAAAACUGUUUAAAUGUCUUAUAUGUAGGUUUUUGUAAGCUUUCUUAUAAUGCAAGUGCACUUUUGUUGUAAUUGAAUACAAAAUUUUACAUUUUCUUGCAGUAAUACAAUUUAAUAGAGGAUAAUCACUGAUCACCCAUUUUCUCGGUGUUGGGCAAGUUUUUUGCUUGGUAACUUUUUCGGUGGUAAUUAAGCAUGUAUGGUUCUAUGAAUUGAACCGCAGAAAAUCUAUUUCCCAGGAGGGUGCCACGAAAUUGCUUUUCUAGGCACUUUUUCGGCACAACAGCCCACAGCCUAAUAGCAGGGCGUUUAUAAGAAUAUAGACGCCUUAAUAAUAGUGAGACGCCUUAAUAAUGGGUUGUAUAAAUGUAGCUUGUGAUCUGUCUUCAUGAAAACUUUGUAUUCUUCAAUAACUAUGUUAAAAUUGAAUGAUAUCUGGUGAGAAAAAUGAACUCAAAAUUUAUGUAAAUCAGCAAGAUUUUGUAACAGAUAAACAAGCUCCUUCACACCAAUGAUUUCUUUUGUGUUUCGCUCAUGAGAAAUGAAAAUGAGAAAUAGAAGAGAAUAAGAAAUAUAAAAAAACAACAAUAAACUACGAAAUUCAAAAUUUCUUGUAGGAAAAUACUACAUAUAUAAAAGUCAUUAAAAACAUCUUGUGAACAUUUCCUUAGAGUUAGAAAGGGAGACGAGCCAGACAACAGAAAGACUAUCUGCACUCCACAACAAAUUACAUCAAGAAGCGGAGAAAAUACGAAAAUGGAAAACAAAAACCGACCUUGAACUAAACGAUAAGGUAGCGUUUCAGAGUUUUUGGGGGGAAACUAUAUCAAAUUCAUCAUUUUCUUAUAAUAUUGUAAAGGGAUUUAACUGGGAAUCCACGAAUCUUCUAUUUUCAGACAAAAAAGCUUCAAGAUGCUAAUCAGACAAUAGACUGUCAGAAAAAAUCUAUUUUGGAACUACAGGUAGUAUAUAUAGCCAUAAUCAUAGAGUUAAAAUCUGGAUUUUCUGAAUCAAAAUUUGCACCAAUUAUACUCCAAAUGAACUCGCUAAAAUGGUGUGAUUACUGCGAUCUAUGUUGGUAAUGGUUUUGUGAAAAAUAUACCUGCCAUUCCUGAAGAGUAAACCUAGCAUUCUUAUAUAUAGUUCUCUUAUUUACAGGGCUCAAAAUAACGGGAAGAUAUAUAGGUCUCCGGUCAAAACUUAGGUCUCCGGUCAACUUGAUUUUAGCUCGGUCAAAAUCUGUUUUUGACCGGUCAUUGAUACGCUUACACUAACAGUGAAACAAACUAUAGUAGAAACUAGUUGUUUCGAUCAUAGUUUCAUGUUUUAAUUCAAAACGUCAGCAAUCACAUUGGAAGACAUGAAAAUGUGGCCGGUCAAAAUGACCGGUGAGGUAAAAAAGUGACCGGUCAAGAGGCAUUUUUGGCCGGUCAUUGUCCGUUGACCGGCCGUUAUUUUGAGCCCUCUGAUUUAUACACAAAGGAAUAGAGGAGAUACUUCGUUUCGACGAAUGAACUAUUUCUCUGCGCUAUUCUCUCAAAUGGAUCACCGUUUGUUGUAUAAACUGACUGCUUUCGACAAGUACAAAUCAUUUUCACUUAUACUAUAGUGUAAACUUCGUUCUCAUCUAGUUCCAAAAUGAAAAGCUCAGUUCAAAACUACAAGAAGAGAUAGCAGGUCAAAUUGAACUGGAACAGAA